Rhodofomes roseus is the source of this 832-nucleotide messenger RNA. Its product is annotated as DNA binding methylated-DNA-cysteine S-methyltransferase. Gene Ontology annotation, biological process: DNA repair. NCBI's taxonomy places the organism in Eukaryota, Fungi, Basidiomycota, Agaricomycetes, Polyporales, Fomitopsidaceae. The record is from RefSeq and is a predicted model, not a curated record. Bases 116 to 559 code for a protein of 147 amino acids. The transcript is spliced from 4 exons. Gene Ontology annotation, molecular function: catalytic activity.
UACUAUCCCAGGCUCAGAGUCUAUUCAACCCAUGGACUCCAUCUGAGCCGCUGUGUCUGGCUGCUAUUGAUGCAAGCCCGCACAUAUCGUUCGACUAGCGAGUUGGUUUAACACCAUGGACAGUGCGCAGUUUCAUGCAGCGGUGUAUCACGUAGCUCGGCAAAUACCUCCACAGCACGUAACGUCGUACGGACACAUCGCGAAGCUCCUCGGAAUGCCUCGCCACUCUCGACACGUCGGACAAGCCCUAAAAUUCGUCUCCCCUGAUGUGCAACCUCCCAUUCCCUGGUAUCGUGUCAUCGCGUCGUCUGGCAUGAUAUCCUCGCGCGGACCAGGCACUACAGGCGCCGAUAGGCAGCGCCAGGAGCUCGAAGCUGAGGGCAUAGAGGUCAACGUCGGGCGUAUGGGCGACUUGCGCGUCGACCUCAGGCGCUAUGGGUGGUUCCCUGCGCCGGGGACCGUUGACACCGGUGUGGAGUUGAACGAGGAUGGUGAGGCUGACGUCGACGCUAGUGAGGCGACGUCUGAGGAUGGCGAUGAUUCUGAAGAAGAGACAUAAGACCGUCCCAUGCGGUAUCUUGCAUACGCGGGGUAUGAGAGCUGUUUGUUGUACUUUUCACGACCUGGAGCAAAAAGGUGCAUUGCAGGAGCCGCAGAAUGGGUGCACGGGAGGCUUAUAAGGGGUAGGCGUGUAUUGUGGGAUCAAAAUCUGUGGUGCAAAUAUGGAGACAGCACUGUAUAGUGGUAUAUUCUGCACGAGGGCGCGUCGGCGACGCCCAGUGCAGUAAGUCGCGAGUGAGGAAGGGCAUGCAUCUUUAAGGUGUGCUCAACU